This is a messenger RNA of Abrus precatorius (Indian licorice), 1538 nucleotides long. RefSeq names its product UDP-glucuronate 4-epimerase 6. Bases 61 to 1413 code for a protein of 450 amino acids. The record is from RefSeq and is a predicted model, not a curated record. The transcript is spliced from 3 exons. Lineage: Eukaryota; Viridiplantae; Streptophyta; Magnoliopsida; Fabales; Fabaceae.
GAAGCUCACCGAAGAAGAAGGUGAGAGCAUUAGAAACAGUGGAUAAUUGAAUUGAAUUGAAUGGCUUCUCCACCAGACACGAGCAAGAGCAUAAAGCUAGAGAGAUACAACAGCUACAUACGGAGAGUGAACAGCACGAAGCUGCUAAACGCGUCAUCCAAACUCCUAUUCCGCGCAACACUCCUCGUAGCACUCAUCCUCGUAUUCCUCUUCACCUUCAACUACCCACCACUCGCCGACACCAACCGCCACCUCCACACCCACAACCACUUCCUCUCCACCGCAUUCGGUGGCGGUGCCGCUUGGGAGAAGCAGGUGCGCCACUCCUCCACCCCCCGCCGCCCCAACGGCAUCUCCGUCCUCGUCACCGGAGCCGCCGGCUUCGUCGGGACCCACUGUUCCCUCGCCCUCAAGAAGCGCGGCGACGGUGUGCUGGGCCUCGACAACUUCAACACCUACUACGACCCCUCGCUGAAGCGGGCGAGGCAAGCAGUGCUGGCGAAGCACCAAGUCUUCGUGGUGGAAGGGGACCUAAACGACACGCCGUUGCUGGCAAAACUCUUCGACGUCGUGGCGUUUACCCACAUCCUCCAUCUGGCGGCACAGGCAGGGGUGCGCUACGCCAUGCAGAACCCGCAAUCAUACGUGAGCUCAAACAUUGCAGGUUUCGUGAACCUUCUAGAAGUCGCUAAAGCGGCGAACCCCCAACCCUCCAUCGUGUGGGCCUCUUCCAGCUCUGUCUACGGCCUCAACACGCAGAACCCCUUCUCCGAGCUCCACCGCACCGACCAGCCGGCAAGCCUCUACGCCGCCACCAAGAAAGCCGGCGAGGAAAUCGCUCACACCUACAACCACAUUUACGGUCUCUCCCUCACCGGCCUCCGCUUCUUCACCGUGUACGGGCCCUGGGGGAGACCCGACAUGGCCUACUUCUUCUUCACCAAGGACAUCCUUCAGGGCAAGUCCAUCGACGUUUACCAGACGCAGGACGGCAAGGAGGUGGCGCGUGACUUCACCUACGUCGACGAUGUCGUGAAGGGGUGUCUCGGGGCCCUCGACACAGCGGAGAAGAGCACCGGCAGCGGCGGCAAGAAGCGUGGCCCUGCCCAGCUGAGGAUUUACAAUCUCGGGAACACCUCGCCGGUGCCGGUGGGAAGGUUGGUGUCGAUUCUGGAGGGUUUGUUAAACACGAAAGCAAAGAAGCACGUGAUAAAGAUGCCGCGAAACGGUGACGUUCCGUACACGCACGCGAAUGUGAGCUUGGCUUUCAGGGACUUUGGGUACAAACCGACGACGGAUCUGGCCACCGGUUUGAGGAAGUUCGUGAAGUGGUACGUUGGUUAUUACGGGAUCCAGGGAAGGGUAAAAAAGGAAACUCGCCUCGACAAUGAGCUACCCGAGGAUUCCGCUUGAUUGCUUUCCUUUCCACAUGCCCCUCUCUCUCUCUCUCACUCUCUUUUUUCGGUUGUUAAUUACCAAAGAUUAAAAAAAAAAACUCAACCUUUCAUUUUUCUUUCUUUUGCUUUUGUUUAAUUAUU